AUGGAGCGCAAGAUCAUCAUAGCUGUUGACUAUGGCACGACCUACAGCGGCGUUGCAUGGGCUCAAACUGCUCGACCUGAUGUCAAGUACACAAUCACACAAUGGCCUAAUUCUACCGACACCUUCGAGGGCAAGACCCAAGAUAAGGUUCCAACAGAGCUGUCUUACGAUAAGAAUGGUCACGUCAAAUGGGGUUUCCAGAUCUCACAAGACGAGUUUCGUUUUCAAUGGUUCAAGCUUGGUCUCGAUGAAUCGCAGACAGGCGGAGUUUCGCACCUAACAGUCGAAUACCCUGAUCCGAGAGCACUGAGCCCGAGUUCCACACACAGCGCCACCUCUCUCACAACCGACUUCCUGGCUUGCAUCAGAAAGCAUGUGUCCGAUGUCCUCAAGGUGAAGCUGGGUCAGGAUGUGCUUGAAAUCACACCACUUGGAUUUAUAAUCACUGUUCCGGCGAUCUAUGAUGAUGCUGCAAAGGCACGCACUGCUGCUUGUGCGCGGCAGGCUGGCAUGGGAGACGACGUCCGCAUCAUCACUGAGCCCGAAGCUGCCAUAAUCUACACUCUCGACGCCAUGGACCCUCAUAACUUGAAGUCGGGGAUACCUUCGUCCUGUGCUCUGCAUCCUCAAGUCAAGGUCCGUGAGGCUGCGCCAGGCUCCGGAAGCGCUUGCGGUAGCACCUUUCUCAACCGCAUCUUCGCCAAAGAUCUCGACGUGAUGUUCGACGACAAUGAGCAGUGGGAUGACGAUAUCAAGCAGCAAGCCAUGGACGAGUUCGAGGUAUCCAAGCGUGACUUCACUGGCUCCGAGAACAAGAUGAUGCUUGCGGUUGGUGGUCUUGCUGAUGACACGCUUACUGGAGUGCGCCGAGGUCGCCUCAAUAUUCCGGCCAGCAAAGUCAAGACUGCUUACUUUCAGCCAGUUGUCUCAACGAUCAUUACAUUGGUGCAGUCACAGAUCAAGCAGACUAAAGCGCCCAAGGCAGUCUUGCUUGUCGGUGGCUUUGGUCGCAAUCCCUACCUACGUCAUUGUCUCCAAUCCGUGGUCGGUACUGAGAUCAAAGUGCUCCAACCCGGCCGUGCAUGGACUGCGGUGGUAGAAGGUGCGCUCAUAUGGGGACUCAACGACCACUCACCUACUGAUUCACGCAUCAACAUUGCUUCUCGUAAGGCUCGGAAGGCGUACGGGAUCAAGGUCGAAAUUCCGUUCUCUAGCUUCGAGCACGAGGAUGCAGAUAAGUACUGGGACUUUUAUCACGGUACCUUCUUCAUCACGGCGAUGCGUUGGUUCGUCAGAAAGGGCGAUGACAUCGAUCAGGACGAACCAUUGAUAUCACACUACGUUACCAAACGUCGAGUCGUUGAUGGGCCCCCGAUCGUUCAUAGCACACGCCUUUACUCAUUCAACUCGAUCACCGACGCUUCUCCACCCGACUUCCCAGAGACCUCUAUGAAGCAACUUGUCAGUCUUGUUGCGGAUCUAUCCACCAUUCCCGUCUCUGAGAUUCCUCAGAAGUUGGGCAGCGAUGGCAACAUGUGGUACGUCUUGGAGUUCGAUAUUCGGACCAAGUUCUUCUCUGCCCACACUGAAUAUUCACUGUGGCAUGAUGGUGAGCAGUACGGUAAGGUCGAUGCAGAACGGAGGAAGGAUCCUGCUCAUCAUGCAUUGUCGAAGAUCCUUGUCCUGGGAGCGACAGGCACGCAAGGUCUUGCUGUGGUGCGCGCCAUCAUCAGCGAGUCCUUCACAAGCUCUGUCCAUGCUCUGACUCGCGAUACCAAGUCAGACAAAGCACAAGCUCUCGCGGCUCUCGCAUCCCAGGUCCAACUAUUCGAAGGGACUUUCGACGACAUCAGCGCCCUCGAGACUGCCGUUAAAGGGUGUUCGGCUGUCUUCAUAAACACUUCUCCGUCUCUCGCCGACCCAGCGGCCGAGACGCGGCAUGUCCGGACCAUUCUUUCAGUUUUUGCCGCCAGCAAAUCAAUCAAGCGAGUCAUCUACUCCUCCACAGCCGGUACAACGGACCCUAAUGCACCUGGAGCCUUUGGCAGCCACCCAGAUAUGACGCCCGGAAACCUGCCAUACCACGUUACCCUCGAUAAGUACACCAAUGAACAAGCAGUCAUGAGGGCAGCCAAGGAGAACGCAUGGCAAAGCACGAUCCUUCGACCUGCUGUCUUCCUCACGAAUCUUCUGGAGCCGAUGAGUAGCUUCAAGUUCCCAGAGUUGAAGAAGCAGAAGAAGAUUCGAGGCAUGCUCCCUCCCGAAACCGAGUUCGAUUGGAUUGAUCCUAGGGACAUUGGUGAAGUCGCCGCAAAAGUCCUCCUUGGAAGAAGUCCUGACUCCUCAGAUGUUCAAUUCGUCGAGCUUGCAGGUGAGCGUGCAACAUUACAGACUGUCGUUAGUGCGAUGGAGAAAGCGGCGGGUGUGAAGAUUGAGAUUGAGCAAGUGGACAGAGAGCAGGCGAAGAUGUCGGAAGAUCCGGUGACGAAGGCUAUGGCGGGCAUUUGGCUUGUUGAUCACCAUGCAAGGGUCGGGGAUUGGAUCGGCGCGAGGAGGUUCGGCUUCGUACCUGGAAGCGUUGCGGACUUCUUCGAAGGCUCGAAGGAGGCAGUCAGAAAGGCAAUUGGUGCGUGA
Cyphellophora attinorum is the source of this 2634-nucleotide messenger RNA. RefSeq lists its product as uncharacterized. The coding region runs from base 1 to 2634 and encodes 877 amino acids. The transcript is spliced from 7 exons. The record is from RefSeq and is a predicted model, not a curated record. NCBI's taxonomy places the organism in Eukaryota, Fungi, Ascomycota, Eurotiomycetes, Chaetothyriales, Cyphellophoraceae.